CGUUGUCGAAAUUUACCCGUGGCCAAUAUUUCCAUCGACGAUCUGGCGUUCUCCACCAUCCAAGUUUGUCAAUCCAUUCGCUAACGACAUCCUACGGACUUCGUCUAGUUUCGCUCCAAUGGAUGAUUGUAGCAAUGAUAAUAGUAGAUACCAAGAAGAAACUACUGAUUCAGUACAAUUAAACGAACAAGAACAAGCUAUACUUGAAAAACAAAACUCGCGAAUAGUAUCUUCAUUUAAAGCACAAGAACUGGAUAAAUAUGCUAAAAAACAUUGGGAUAUUUUUUAUAAGCGCAACGGAGAUAGAUUUUUCAAAGACCGGCAUUGGACAACUCGAGAAUUCACUCAGUUACUUGGAGACAACAAUGGGAUAAAACAAAUUUUGGAGAUUGGCUGUGGAGUUGGUAAUUUUAUUUACCCUUUGAUAGCUGAUGGAAUAAAUGCCGAAUUUUUCGCUUGCGACUUUUCACCUAGAGCAAUCGAGUGUUUGAAAUCUAAUUUAUCUUAUAAUCCAUCGGUGAUUAAUGCAUUCACAUGCGAUAUUGUUGAGGAUGAACUGGUUACACAUAUACCUGAAAAUAGUCUGGAUAUGGUAACAUCUAUAUUUGUAUUAUCUGCUGUAAAUCCAGACAAUCACCAAGCAGUAGUUUUAAAUAUUCAUAAAGUUUUAAAGAUUGGAGGUCUUCUAUUAUUCAGAGAUUACGGACUUCACGAUAUGGCUCAACUGAGAUUCAAACCCGGUCAUAAAAUUGCUGACAAUUUCUACAUGCGACAAGAUGGCACUAGGUCGUAUUUUUUUUCAAUUGAAUAUCUCCGCAAUCUCUUUAUAACAAAUGGCUUUAAAGAAUGUUCCAAUAAGUAUGUAUGCAAAAGGACUGUUAAUGUCAAAGAAGAAAUCGAUGUACCGAGGAGAUUCAUUCAAGCUACAUUUUCCAAACAAUAAAACGUUUCUUAGUAUAAUAUUUCAAUAUCAUUAAACAACAUAGUAUUAUGCAAUUUUUAUUGAAAUUCAUUAUUAAUAUAAACUCCUACUUAUUGAACUGUAAAAUAAAAAUUUUAAUUAUUUUAUUUACAUAUUAAAACUAUCAAUAAUAAAAUCUGUAAAUUUAGUAGAGCAAAACUUUUCGAACAUUACCAAAUAAUAAGAAAUAAAUGUGUUCUCUUAUUAGAUAAUUUUAAUAAGAACACUUAGGUGCUGUUUAUGGUAUUCAUUUACUUUGAUUGUUUCUAUUUUGCGAAUCAAUGUUGUUAAUGUCUUAUGUAGAUCACUUUUUUAUGUUCAUUUCUAUAC
Adelges cooleyi (spruce gall adelgid) is the source of this 1291-nucleotide messenger RNA. RefSeq names its product tRNA N(3)-methylcytidine methyltransferase METTL6. NCBI's taxonomy places the organism in Eukaryota, Metazoa, Arthropoda, Insecta, Hemiptera, Adelgidae. The transcript has 3 exons. The record is from RefSeq and is a predicted model, not a curated record. Bases 119 to 943 code for a protein of 274 amino acids.